UUCUCCAUAAUGUAUCUCCGGUGCUAUCUAUACUCACUCUUAAUUCUAGCACUGUAUUUCUUUACCAUCACGUCUUCCUAUCCUACCCGCAAUGACUCCAUUACGGCUGCUUUAAGCUACGGCACGUUCCAAGGCGCAUACUCCCCAACAUAUAACCUGACCUACUUCCGUAAAAUCCCCUUCGCCGCAUCGACCGCAGGACGCAACCGCUUCCGCGGUCCGCAACCACCUCCCCGACUCGAAAAUGGCACAAUCUACAACACCGACCAAGCCUUCGACAUGUGUCCACAGCGCACCGUCAACGGCUCCGAAGACUGUCUAUACUUGGGCGUAUACUCGCGACCAUGGGACGCCUCGACGCCACAGAAGCUACGCCCCGUGCUACUGACGUUUUAUGGCGGCGGAUUCGUGCAGGGGAGCGCUACGUUCGCGGUUCCACCGUCGGGGUUCCCAGUGCUGAAUGUGAGUGCUAGCAAUGACUAUGUCGUCGUGUACAGCAAUUACCGCACCAACGUGUUUGGCUUCCUUUCUGGUCACGCAGUGGCUGGGCAUCCCGAGACGGAUCUGAAUGUUGGGCUGUUGGAUCAGAGGGCUGCGUUGGAAUGGAUCAGGGACCAUAUCUAUGCGUUUGGAGGGGACGCGGGGAACGUGACGGUUUGGGGGCAGAGUGCGGGUGGAGGGAGUGUAGUUGCGCAGACGAUUGCGGCGGCAGCGGGAGCUGGCGAGGGGGGGAAGAAGUUGUUCUCUAAGGCUAUGACGAGUAGUCCUUUCUGGCCCAAGACGUACCGCUACGACAGUCCCGAGAAUGAGGCCCUCUAUGAGGCUGUCGUGGCCGGGGUAGAUUGCAAGAGAGCAGAGGGAAAAGAUGAGAUUGCGUGUUUGAAGAGCGUCGAUGUACAGCGCACCUUUACGUGGGGACCGGUCAUCGACGACGGGUUCCUAACGAAGCCGUUGUCGGAGGUGGUAAGCAGUGGUGAGGUCGAUGCUGAAUUGAUCAUGACCAGUUACAAUUUGCACGAGGGCGAGAACUUUGUUCCCCCGGGGUUUCUAUCGGUGGAUGGCGAAGCCGGGUUCAACUCUUCCGUUGCUUCAUUCGACUCGUGGCUCGCGGGGUAUCUGCCAGGAUUCUCACCGGAAGAGCUGGAGCAGGUGAAGCAACAAUAUUCUAUUGAUGGAACAGCUGAGGGGAUAUCGUGGAACACGACUUAUGAACGCGCAGGGCUCAUCUAUCGCGACCUCGUCCUAGCAUGUCCUGCAUACUGGCUAUCGAGCAAAGCACGAGAGGGGUGGCUAGUAGAAUAUACCAUCAGCCCCGCCAAACACGCAAGCGAUACCAUAUAUGUGAGUCCAAAUCGUAUUUCGAGAUUCAUCGGUAAUAGGGCUGACUCGAUGUGGUAGU
Messenger RNA from Periconia digitata, 1399 nucleotides. The record is from the annotation of a GenBank genome assembly. NCBI's taxonomy places the organism in Eukaryota, Fungi, Ascomycota, Dothideomycetes, Pleosporales, Periconiaceae.